Molecule: messenger RNA, 1050 nt
Organism: Ceratosolen solmsi marchali
Lineage: Eukaryota; Metazoa; Arthropoda; Insecta; Hymenoptera; Agaonidae
Gene: Had1
Product: beta Hydroxy acid dehydrogenase 1
Exons: 6
Coding region: 62-1015 (317 amino acids)
Biological process (GO): fatty acid metabolic process
Molecular function (GO): L-gulonate 3-dehydrogenase activity; NAD+ binding
Source: RefSeq, a predicted model, not a curated record
CUCUCAUUCGUUCGCUUACCAUUCCAAUUGUGUUGGGGUUUUGCAGUAAAUCGAGAUCGCGAUGGCAGAGAGAAACGAGAAAAUCGGAAUCGUCGGCAGCGGUCACAUCGGACGUAGUUGGGCGAUGCUCUUCGCGAGCGUUGGCUAUCAGGUAAUGAUCUACGAUGUAGUCCAGCAGCAGAUCGAUAAUGCUCUCGAGGACAUACUCCAGCAGUUGAAACGGCUCGAGUCUAACGAUCUAUUGCGCGGAAAACUCAGCGCCGAACAGCAGUUCAGUCUCAUUCAAGGUACUUCGAGUCUCAGCGAAACGGUAAAGGGCGCAAAGCUAAUCCAGGAAUGCAUACCCGAGCGUAUCAAUCUGAAACUAGAGCUGUUCAAGGAGCUGGACACCGUCAUUGACGAUGAGAUUAUCGUUUCCUCGUCCACGUCCACGUUUAAACCCUCGCUCUUCAGCGAGAAAAUGAAGCACCGCGAGCAGGUGCUCGUUUCACACCCCGUAAAUCCGCCUUAUUACGUGCCUCUAGUAGAAAUCGUCCCCUCCCCAUGGACACGAAAGGAAUUGCUAACAAAGACGAAGGCAAUAAUGAUCGAGAUCGGUCAAGCCCCCGUAGUGCUGAAUCGCGAAACCGAUGGCUUUGCUUUAAACAGAUUACAAUAUGCGAUUUUAAAUGAGGCCUGGCGAUUGGUUGCUGAUGGUAUUUUAGAUGUGAAAGACAUCGAUACCGUAAUGUCCGAAGGUUUGGGAAUGCGAUAUGCAUUCCUUGGACCUUUCGAAACUUGUCACCUCAAUGCCGAAGGCAUGAAAAAAUAUUGCGAAACAUACAGUAAAAGUAUUUACGAUACAAGUAUGACGUUCGGCCCGACUCCGAAAUUCGAGGGCGAAAUGGUUGACGAGAUUAGUCGGCAAUUGAAUGAAAUUUGUCCACUUAAUAAACUGCAAAAAAGACGAGCCUGGAGAGAUUUGGCACUGAUGAAACUAUCGACACUUAAACAAGAGAUUGAUACGAUAAAAUAAAUACGAUUAAAAAAAUCAUAUAAACAGCAACGAUG